AUGGAGCUCGAGAAUAUCGUGGCCAACACCGUCCUGUUGAAAGCAAGAGAAGGUAAGAGAUGUCGGAGCGUAGGGACGGAUAACCAGCUUGACAGCUCCUCUCUCUGCACCACCAGAACCAGCUCAGAACCUGGGGAUUCCCCCAGGAAGCGCAGGCCACAGAGAUAGGAGCUGGAUGAUUGCUGCACCUCUUUAUUAUUUGCAAAGCCUCUGAAGCGUUAAGAUAACUAUAUUAACAAUAUAUUAUAUUUACACAAUAUUUAUCCGAGCUUAACCUUGGACAUUGGUAGGCUACAGAAAAAAAUGCGACUGUCAAUCAGACUGCGAGACAUUAGAUUUUCUGUCUUUCUACACUACAGGAUCAUUCUGUCAUUGUCGAAACAGGAUGUUGAAAAUAAUCCCGUAUUCAAUUUGCAAUGAAGAGCUAGCUACACACAUACAAAAUUAACGCCAGUAGACAUUCAUUUGUGGACCUAUUGUUGGCAAUGACAGCGUAUGUCAGUGUGCUCCAUGUUAGCGGAUUGUAGUUGUGUUGGUAGGGUGUCAACAUAAGGCCUAUGUCAAUUUGUGAAAUGACAACAUAAAGAUGAUCACUGAGUAAGCAGCACUAUAUACUCUAGCUGUUGCAGAUACUGUAACAAGCCGGAUAUCAUUUUUUCUAAUUACUGUAGACCUAUAAUAUAUCCAUCUGAAACACAAAUGGCAACACUAUAUAAUUUUAUGCCCCAGUCGCAGAUUAUCUGAUAGUGGUCCUACUAUCAGAUACAUUGGAAGCACUGACAGUAAUGAACUAACUACAGUAAAAGAAGUCGGCUAUCAUGUGGGACAAAAGUAAGACAUUUGAUCUAUCUAUUUGUUAUACCUCCUUCAUACUAAAUCAAUUAGUGCAAACACAAUAAACAAAGGUCUUGUUUUAAAACUCAGGAAUGUUUUUCCUCCAAACAGAAUCAUUCCAUUCACAGGGUGGUUGAUCCUAGUCUGAUGAACCCCACUCUGGUCAUAUUGGUCACAUUGCAUAUUUUGGAUAUAUACAGUAAAAAUAGAAUAGCAUAGAAUAACUUGUAUUUUUCCCAGAGGGAACAUCGGUAUCAUCAUCAAAUAACAUCAUACUGAUCUGUAAAUGUAUAUAUUUCCAAUCAACCAAUCAGAUUUUCAUUUGUGAAAUGCUUUACAAUGGAAAACGAACAAAAACAAUUGUACUGUAUGUCGGAGGUAGCCGACAGAAAAACACAGUGUUCAAAGUGUUAUUGUAAUCUCUGGUAGGAUCAAUACUGUACUCUCUAUCUAGUAUCAAUGUACUGUCUCUGUUUGUUUGAUAGAGGAGAAGUAUUGAAUCUGCCAUAGACAUUACACAGACUUCUGUUUUCACGUCGCCUCUCUCUGGUCACGUUGUUUGCCAUUGAAAUCCACAUUAAAUACCACUGUGAAGUGUUAUUAUAUUUGAAUGUAGGACAUUGUCAACCCUAAGUUCUACUUGAAAUCUCUUUAGAGUGCCAGUCUUAUUACAUUUAUCAGGGACUUAAGAGGGUGUGUUUUGCAGGAGAAUGUGAAAAGAUGAAUCAAUGAAUUGUAAAUGAUCAAAUUAUAUCUCUGAGAGACCAAACCCUACUCGGUAGCCAGGUGAAGUGGUAUGAUCAAAUCCACAUAAUAACUACUUAUUACUGCAAAUCAGUAUUAUUGUAUCUGCUUCACCCCAAUAUGGUGUUCUAGUAGAAGCACCUCUACUUUGUUUUCCCCUCUUGUUGUUGAUGGUGGUGGUAAUAACACUGUUAUUCUGUUAUUAUCAAAUAGUAAUAAUACAUUAAUACUUUCUGUCACAAACACCAGUUUAAGAUGGAAAAGAGCGGCAGAGGGAAAGAAUAAGAGGCACUGGAUCUCUCUCUGAUUUGCGCUAUUAUUUCCAUAUGGUUUGUCGGUCUUUGCAUUUGCACUAAUGCAGGAUGUGAUCUCAUUCUUUCAACACCAGUGAGUAUAUUUCCAUCAAACAAUACUAAGUUAGUGAUAACAUACUGUACACUGUCAUUUGCAGUAUAUAAACCCUGGAUUGUUGAUGCUAUUUAUUGGCCAUUUGAGAGGCUUUUAAGCCACCGGUCGGUCAUAUUGGCACUCCCAAGUAGAAGCAGUCCUCCAUAGGAAUGAAGGGAAUUCUACAGUAUUUCAAUUCAAUGUUUCAAGGACAAAAUUACAUGUGUUUAAGUAUUUUCUUGUUGUAUUAGGGACAGUAACAUUAGUAAUCUCAAAAAAAUUAUACUUUAAGGAAAAUGUUUUUAUGUUUUAUUUGUAUGUUUAGCUCACAUAAUAUAAUUUCAAAGUAUUCUUUAAGAGGCUCCUCUGUCCUCCACUCGUUAUCAGUAUAAAAGACACCUGUCCACAACCUCAAACAGUCACACUCCAAACUCCACUAUGGCCAAGACCAAAGAGCUGUCAAAGGACACCAGAAACAAAAUUGUAGACCUGCACCAGGCUGGGAAGACUGAAUCUGCAAUAGGUAAGCAGCUUGGUUUGAAGAAAUCAACUGUGGGAGCAAUUAUUAGGAAAUGGAAGACAUACAAGACCACUGAUAAUCUCCCUCGAUCUGGGGCUCCACGCAAGAUCUCACCCCGUGGGGUCAAAAUGAUCACAAGAACGGUGAGCAAAAAUCCCAGAACCACACGGGGGGACCUAGUGAAUGACCUGCAGAGAGCUGGGACCAAAAUAACAAAGCCUACCAUCAGUAACACACUACGCCGCCAGGGACUCAAAUCCUGCAGUGCGAGUACAUGUCCAGGCCCGUCUGAAGUUUGCUAGAGUGCAUUUGGAUGAUCCAGAAGAGGAUUGGGAGAAUAUCAUAUGGUCAGAUGAAACCAAAAUAUAACUUUUGGGUAAAAACUCAACUCGUCGUGUUUGGAGGACAAAGAAUGCUGAGUUGCAUCCAAAGAACACCAUACCUACUGUGAAGCAUGGGGGUGGAAACAUCAUGCUUUGGGGCUGUUUUUCUGCAAAGGGACCAGGACGACUGAUCCGUGUAAAGGAAAGAAUGAAUGGGGCCAUGUAUCGUGAGAUUUUGAGUGAAAACCUCCUUCCAUCAGCAAGGGCAUUGAAGAUGAAACGUGGCUGGGUCUUUCAGCAUGACAAUGAUCCCAAACACACCGCCUGGGCAACGAAGGAGUGGCUUCGAAGAAGCAUUUCAAGGUCCUGGAGUGGCCUAGCCAGUCUCCAGAUCUCAACCCCAUAGAAAAUCUUUGGAGGGAGUUGAAAGUCCGUGUUGCCCAGCGACAGCCCCAAAACAUCACUGCUCUAGAGGAGAUCUGCAUGGAGGAAUGGGCCAAAAUACCAGCAACAGUGUGUGAAAACCUUGUGAAGACUUACAGAAAACGUUUGACUUGUGUCAUUGCCAACAAAGGGUAUAUAACAAAGUAUUGAGAAACUUUUGUUAUUGACCAAAUACUUAUUUUCCACCAUAAUUUGCAAAUAAAUUCAUUAAAAAUCCUACAAUGUGAUUUUCUGGAUUUUUUUCCCUCAUUUUGUCUGUCAUAGUUGACGUGUACCUAUGAUGAAAAUUACAGGCCUCUCUCAUCUUUUUAAGUGGGAGAACUUGCACAAUUGGUGGCUGACUAAAUAUUUUUUCCCCCACUGUAUAUAUAUAUAUAUAUAUAUAUAUAUAUAUAUAUAUAUAUAUAUAUAUAUAUAUAUAUAUAUAUAUAUAUAUAAAAAAUCAUUGGUCAUUUGUCAGACUUGUACAUCUCUUUGCCAGGCAUAAACAAUACGCUCAGCGUCUCAUUUGCAUCUUGUCCACUUCCCAUUGUGAUAAAACAUUGUUAGUCAGACAUACUGUCAAUAUGUUCACUUCCAACCACUAUUUGAAUAGCAAAUGUUACUGGGCAUGGCAUCCAGUUCCUUCUCAUGCCACUUAUAGAGUUGGUUUCACCACCCAACCAAGAUGGGCAACUUUACAGCGUAGGUAGCAGGCCUAGGCCUAUUCUGCUUGCCAAUUUGUUUGUUGUCGUACUGUAACUAUACUGAACAAAAAUAUGAACGCAACAUGUAAAGUGUUGGUCCCAUGUUUCAUGAGCUGAAAUAAAAUAUCCCAGAAAUGUUCCAUACGCACAAAAAGCUUAUUUCGAUCAGAUUUUGUGCAAAAAUGUGUUUACAUCCCUGUUAGUGGGAAUUUCUCCUUUACCAAGAUAAUCCAUCCACCUGACAGGUGUGGCAUAUGAAGAUGCUGAUUAAACAGCAUGAUCAUUACACAGGUGGACCUUGUGCAGAGGACAAUAAAAGGCCACUUUAAAAUGUGCAGUUUUGUCACACAACACAAUGCCACAGAUCUCUCAAGUUUUGAGAGAGCGUGCAGUUAGCAUGCUGACUGCAGGAAUGUCCACCAGCGCUGUUGCCAGAGAAUUUAAUGUUCAUUUCGCUACCAUAAGCCUCCUCCAAUGUUAUUUUAGAGAAUUUGGCAGUACGUCCAACUACCCUCACAACCACAGACCACGUGUAACCAUGCCAGUUCAUCUGCGUGCUCGUCUUCCUCACCAGGUUCUUGACUUGAUUGCAGUUCGGAGUCAUAACCGACUUCAGUGGGCCAAUGCUCACCUUCGAUGGCCACUAGCACGCUGGAGAAUUGUGCUCUUCACGGACGAAUCCUGGUUUCAACUGUACUGGGCAGAUGGCAGACAGCGUGUAUGGUGUCGUGUGGGCGAGUAGUUUGCUGAUGUCCACGUUGUGAACAGAGUGCCCCAUGGUGGCGGUGGGGUUAUGGUAUGGGCAGGCAUAAACUAUGGACAACGAACACAAUUGCAUUUUAUUGAUGGCAAUUUGAAUGCACAGAAAUACCAUGAUGAGAUCCUGAGGCCCAUUGUCGUGCCAUUCAUCCGCCACCAUCACCUCAUGUUUCAGCAUAAUAAUGCAUGGCCCCAUGUCGCAAGGAUCUGUACACAAUUCCUGGAAGCAGAACAUUUCCCAGUUCUUCCAUGGCCUGCAUACUCACCAGUCACCCAUUAAGAAUGUUUGGGAUGCUCUAGAUUGACUUGUACGACAGCGUGUUCCAGUUCCCGUCAAUAUCCGGCAACUUCGCACAGUCAUUGAAGAGGAGUGGGACAACAUUUCACAGGCCACAAUCAUCAGCCUGAUCAACUCUAUGCGAAGGAGAUGUGUCGCAAUACAUGAGGAAAAUAGUGAGCACAGCAGAUACUGACUGGUUUUCUGAUCCACGCCCCCUACCUUAUCUUUUUCUGUGACCAACAGAUGCAUAUCUGUAUUCCCAGUCGUGUGAAAUCCAUAGAUUAGGGCCUUAGGAAUUUAUUUCAAUAGACUGAUUUCCUUAAAUGAACUGUAACUCAGUAAAAUCUUUGAAAUUGUUGCAUGUUGCGUUUAUAUUUUUGUUCAGUGUAGCUAGUGCUACCAUUGACCAGUUUCAGAUUGGCAUGAGCAAAGAUGGUUGCAUGGUUGCUGUCUGGAGCAGGGGUCCAUUAUUGCACUUGUAAAAGUUCACUCAGGAUAAUGAUCAGCUGGGCAAAGUUGUGUUUUAAAUCUGAGUUCUGUAGAUUUGUUGAAGGUCCACUGCCAUUAGCAUAGGGCAACAAGUAACUCUUAGCUUUUUAACUGGCACUUACUUGAAACUGAAGAUAAGGAACUUACUUAAUUUUUUAUCUUUUGAUGUUAUUCGUCUGCGGGACAGAUGUUAACUCUUCAAGUUCCUCAUUGCUUCCCUGAAACCAUGCAUGGUUGGAACCAAUUGAGGGAACAUAACCGAUUUAAUGGACAUUUUUGAGGAACGGUAACAGAACCGGGAAUGAAAGUGAUCUUUAGUGUUCCGGAACAGAACCGUUACUUUCAAAUCUUGAGAACCGGUUAAUAAUGUUGUUGUUUUUUUCAAAAAUAUUCCUAAUUUCUAGUAUAUCAUUCUCUAAUUCAGUGAAGUUAUGAUGCUAGUAAUAGCCUAAACACAUUCCAAUUCACGUCCUGUCAUGAUGCUCAGCGCUUCAAGCCAAGCCCCCUCCAUGUCCACCCUCUCUCUCGCUCUCUCCCCACCCGUGACAUUUCAGUCGAAUCUCACGCCUGCACUUAUCUGUCCAUCAGACAUGUAAACAACUAUAGUAGCUUACACGUUCCAUAGCAAGCUGCUCUAACCACGGUAAUUGGUGUAGUAAAUGAUUGAGCUAAAUGUUCAAACUAUUUUGAUUUCACGGGGUAAAACAUUUACGAGAAGGAACUAUGGCUGCGUUUACACAGGCCCAAAUAUUGGCAAAAGAGCUGAUCUGGUUUAGUUGAAAAAUAUCAGAAUUGGGUUGCCUGUGUAAACGCAGCCUAUAUGAACUGUUACCUUUUUGGGGUUCGAACCGGUUCAGAACUUUAUGCUGGUCGGAACACUGGAACAAAUAGGGGUUAAAUAAAUAGGGGUUCUGCUCGGAAUGGAAUGAUUGGAAAAUAAUUUAGGUUCCAACCCCUGAUGGCUACUGGCUAGGCUACGUAUCGCUACACUAACCCUAACCCUCCCUGUUGAUUUCCUCUACCACUCUAAAGAUAAAAGGCCUCAAACUCCCUGCCUCUCUGUGUACUGUAGGCUCCGGUUCACACACACACACACACACACACACACACACACACACACACACACACACACACACACACACACACACACACACACACAACACCCCUGUGACCUUUACCUGGACGGCCUGAUGACAAGCCAGCUUUUCUAAUAAGGAGGGAGCAGCAGGGCCUCCCACCUGGAUCAGUUGUUCUGCCUGUUCGCUGUGUGUGAAUGCUGCAGCAUUUGACAUGGGUCUCACAGACGUCAGGCCAGCGGGGCAUUCUCAUGGCAUUGACAUGAUUAUUUUCCUGAAGCCACUCCAGGAUGCCUGCAGCUCACAGGUCUGGGGGAGGGAAGGAAUAGUGGAGCCUCAGGCUGGGCUGGACACCUGGUAGAAAAGAGAAAUGGAGAGAAAAAACCCUCUACUAAUAACCUUUGGAGUUGAGCAAAGUCGUACUUUCAUGUUGUGCUGUUUUCUAUAAUGUAUUGGAAGGUGGCAUCUGGGUUUUGUAGUCCAUCUGGCUGUAUCAGAACCCAUGACCUUGGCCAGUCUCUGGGUCAAGUUCUCACUAGUCGCCAUUCAAGGUCAAUGUCUGGGUCAUGAACUUAGACAUUCAAAAUCUGUAGGCUAUUUGUUAGCAUUGUGGUUGGGUACUAACCCUUUUUUGGACAAGAAUACCAAUGUAAGAAUGCUGUUCAUCGACUCCAGCUCAGCCUUUAACACCAUAGUGCCCUCCAAGCUCAUCACUAAGCUCGGGGCCCUGGGUAUGAACCCUGCCCUGUGAACUGGGUCCUGGACUUCCUGAUGGGCCGACCUCAGGUGGUGAAGUUAGGCAACAACACCUCUGCUACGCUGAUCCUCAACACGGGGCCCCACAAGGGUGCAUGCUCAGCCCCCUCCUGUACUCCCUGUUCACCCAAUACUGUGUGGCCACGCACAACUCAAUCAUGAAGUUUGCAGACGACACAACAAUGGUAGGCCUGAUUACCAACAAUGACGAGACAGCCUACAGCAGUGUUUCCCAAACUCGGUCCUGGGGACCCCAAGGGGUGCAUGUUAUGUUUUCUUGCCCUAGCACUAUACAGUUGAUUCAAAUAAUCAACUCAUCGUUAAGCUUUGGUUAUUUGAAUCAGCUGUGUAGUGCUAUGGCAAAAAACAAAACGUGCACCCCUUGGGUGGACUUCAGGAGACAGCAGAGGGAGCACGCCCCCAUCCACAUCGACGGGACCACAGUAGAGAAGGUGAAAAGCUACAAGUUCCUCGGCGUGCACAUCACUAACAACCUGAAAUAGUCUAGCCACACAGACAGUGUGGUGAAAAAGCGCAACAGCGCCUCUUCAACCUCAGGAGGCUGAAGAAAUUCGGCUUGGCCCCUAAGGCCCUCAAACUUCUACAGAUGCACCAUUGAGAGCAUGCUCAAGGGCUGUAUCAUCACCUGGUAUGGCAACUGCACCGUCCGCAACCACAAGGCUCUCCAAAGGGUGGUGCGGUCAGCCCAACACAUCUCCAGGGAUACACUGCCUGCCCUCCAGGACAUCUACAGCACACGGUGUCACAGGAAGGCCGAAAAGAUCAUCAAGGACCUCAGCCACCCAACCCACGGCCUGUUCACCCCGCUACCAUCUAGAAAGCGGAGACAGUACAGGUGCAUCAAAGCUGGGACUGAGAGACUGAAAAACAGCUCCUAUCUCCAGGCCAUUAGACUGUUAGUCACCACUAGCCGGCCUCCGCCCAGUACCCUGCCCUGAACCUUAGUCACCGUUACUAGCAGGCUACCACCCGGUACUCAACCCUGCACCUUAGAGACUGCUGCCCUAUGUACAUAGUCAUACACUGGUCACUUUAAUAUGAAUAAUUAAUAAUUAUUACAUACUGUUUUACCCACUUCAUAUGUAUAUACUGUAUUCUAGUCAAGGCUCAUCCUAUAUAACUGCUGCUGUACACACCUUUUUAUAUUCAUAUACUGUCCAUAAUGUCUAUACACACCACCAUAUACAUAUAUAUUUAUAUUCCGGACUCUGACACUGCUCGUUCUAAUAUUUAUAUAUUUAUUAAUUCCCACGAUAACAUCUGCAUAAUAUGUGUACGUGACCAAUAACAUUUGAUUUGAUUUAAAGAGUUAGACUAGAAUACAGUAAGUGUGCUUUUUCUAUGUCAACAAAUGAAUAACCUCUCUGUCUUCUUGACACAUACUCCAGGACAGCCAUUAUAUGAAUCACCCUGACCCUCUUCUUUAUCUUGACCAAUCUACAACAGCACUUUUGUUCUGAGUGUUUUUAGGGGCUGUAUGUACUUUAUAGGCUGCUCAAGGCUUAGGCUACUUACUGUAUGUAUCAGGCAGUAUUUUAGUGUUUGCCCAUGUGUUAUAUUUUUCUUUUGUUUGAUUUAAUCAACCACUGUUCUUUUACAGGAGGUGGUGGCAACAGAAAAGGAAAAAGCAAGAAAUGGAAACAGAUGCUUCAGUUUCCCCACAUCAGCCUGUGUGAGGAGCUCCGGCAAACUACAGGUAUGCUUCCUCUCCUCUCCUCUGCUUGCUAGCCCAUUGAUAGAUAUACUGAACAAAAAUAUAAACGCAACACACAGAAAGCGCCACAGGUCCUAAUCCAGGCACUUGUCAUCUCCCGUCUGGAUUACUGCAACUCGCUGUUGGCUGGGCUCCCUGCCUGUGCCAUUAAACCCUUACAACUUAUCCAGAACGCUGCAGCCCGUCUGGUGUUCAACCUUCCCAAGUUCUCUCAUGUCACCCUGCUCCUCCGCACACUCCACUGGCUUCCAGUUGAGGCUCACAUCUACUACAAGACCAUGGUGCUUGCCUACGGAGCUGUGAGGGGAACGGCACCUCCUUACCUUCAGGCUCUGAUCAGACCCUACACCCAAACGAGGGCACUACGUUCAUCCACCUCUGGCCUGCUAGCCCCCCUACCUCUACGGAAGCACAGUUCCCGCUCAGCCCAGUCAAAGCUAUUCACUGCUCUGGCACCCCAAUGGUGGAACAAGCUCCCCCACGACGCCAGGACAGUGGAGUCACUGACCACCUUCCGGAGACACUUGAAACCCUACCUCUGUCCAUAUUAAAGCGUUGCUCUGCCUUCUUAACAACACUAUCAACAAGGCAGGUCCUACAGGCCCUAGUUUUGUCACACCUGGACUACUGUUCAGUCAUGUGGUCAGGUGCUACAAAGAGGGACUUAGGAAAAUUACAAUUGGCUCAUUUACAGGGCAGCACGACUGGCCCUUAAAUGUACACAGAGAGCCAAUAUUAAUAAUAUGCAUGUCAAUCUCUCAUGGCUCAAAGUGGAGGAGAGAUUGACUUCAUCACUACUUGUUUUUGUAAGAAGUGUUGACAAGCUGAAUGCACCAAGCUGUCUGUUUAAACUACUAGCACACAGCUCAGACACCCAUACAUACCCCACAAGACAUGCCACCAGAGGUCUCUUCACAAUCACCAAGUCCAGAACAGACUAUGGGAGGUGCAGAGUACUACAUAGAGCCAUGACUACAUGGAACUCUAUUCCACAUCAGGUAACUGAUGCAAGAAUCAGAUUUAAAAAAACAGAUAAAAACACACCUUAUGGAACAGCAGAGACUGUGAAGAGACACACACACAGGUACAGACACAUGCUAGCACACGCACUCUACACACAUGUACAUUGUAAUAUUGUUGUAUGGUGGUAUUAUACAUUUUGUAUUAUAGAUAUGUAGUAGUGUAAUAAUGUUAUAUGAUGUACUGUUUUAUAUUUUGUUUUAUGUGUGAUGUAAGUGCCUUAAUGUCUUUGGACCCCAGGAAGAGUAGCUAAUGGGGUCCCCUAAUAAAUACAAAUACAAAAUUGCAUGCUCCCUCAACUUGAGACAUCUGUGGCAUUGUGUUGUGUGACAAAACUGCACAUUUUAGUGGCAUUUUAUUGUCCCCAGCACGAGGUGCACCUCUGUAAUGAUCAUGCUUUUGAAUCAGCUUCUUGAUAUGCCACACCUGUCAGGUGGAUGGAUUACCUUGGCAAAGGAGAAAUGCUCACUAACAGGGAUGUAAACAAAUUAGUGCACAACAUUUUAGAGAAAUAAGCUUUUUGUGUGUUUGGAAAAUUUCUGGGAUCUUUUAUUUCAGCUCAGGAAACAUGGGACCAACACUUUACAUGUUGCGUUUAUAUUUUUGUUCACUGUAAAUUCGUAGUAAAAGUCCAAACACGAGGGAAAAGCUGCACUCCACACUCAAAUACAGUGUCUUCAGGAAGUAUUCACACCCAUUUACUUUUUCCACAUUUUGUUGUGUUAUAGCCUGAAUUUAAAAUGGAUUACACACAAUACCCCAUAAUGUCAAAGGGGAUUUCUUUUUUUACACAUUAAUUAAAAAUGAAAAGCUGACAUGUCUUGAGUCAAUAAGUCUUCAACCCCUUUGUUAUGGUAAGUCUAAAUAAAUUCAGGAGUAAAUAUUUGCUUAACAACUCACAUAAUAAGUUUCAUGCAUUCACUCUGUGUGCAAUAAUAGUGUUUAGCAUGAUUUUUGAAUGACUACCUCAUCUCUGUACCCCACACAUACAAUUAUCUGAAAGGUCCCUCAGUCGAGCAGUGAAUUUCAAACAGAGAUUCAACCACAAAGACCACAGAGGUUUUCCAAUGCCUCGCAAAGAAGGGCACCUAUUGGUAGAUGGAUACAAAUAAAAAAAAGCAGACAUUGAAUAUCCCUUUGAGCAUGGUGAAGUUAUUAAUUACACUUUGGAUGGUGUAUCAAUACACCCAGUCACUACAAAGAUACAGGCGUCCUUCCUAACUCCGUUGAUAGAGAGGAAGCAAACCGCUCAGCGAUUUCAACAUGAGGCCAAUGGUGACUUUAAAACAGUUACAUAGUUUAUUGGCUGUGAUAGGAGAAAACUGAGGAUGGAUCAACGUAAUUGUAGUUACUCCACAAUAUUAACCUAAUUGACAGAGUGAAAAGAAGGAAGUCUGUACAGAAUAAAAAUAUUCCAAGGGGUCAAGGGGUAUGAAUACUUUCUGAAGGCACUGUAAGAGGUGGAAAAGUCCCACAAAACUACAGUGGGGAAAAAAGUAUUUAGUCAGCCACCAAUUGUGCAAGUUCUCCCACUGAAAAAUAUGAGAGAGGCCUGUAAUUUUCAUCAUAGGUACACGUCAACUAUGACAGACAAAAUGAGAAAGAAAAUUCCAGAAAGUCACAUUGUAGGAUUUUUAAUGAAUUUAUUUGCAAAUUAUGGUGGAAAAUAAGUAUUUGGUCAAUAACAAAAGUUUCUCAAUACUUUGUUAUAUACCCUUUGUUGGCAAUGACACAGGUCAAACAUUUUUCUGUAAGUCUUCACAAGGUUUUCACACACUGUUGCUGGUAUUUUGGCCCAUUCCUCCAUGUAGAUCUCCUCUAGAGCAGUGAUGUUUUGGGGCUGUCGCUGGGCAACACAGACUUUCAACUCCCUCCAAAGAUUUUCUAUGGGGUUGAGAUCUGUAGACUGACUAGGCCACUCCAGGACCUUGAAAUGCUUCUUACGAAGCCACUCCUUCGUUGCCCGGGCGGUGUGUUUGGGAUCAUUGUCAUGCUGAAAGACCCAGCCACGUUUCAUCUUCAAUGCCCUUGCUGAUGGAAGGAGGUUUUCACUCAAAAUCUCACGAUACAUGGCCCCAUUCAUUAUUUCCUUUACACGGAUCAGUCGUCCUGGUCCCUUUGCAGAAAAACAGCCCCAAAGCAUGAUGUUUCCACCCCCAUGCUUCACAGUAGGUAUGGUGUUCUUUGGAUGCAACUCAGCAUUCUUUGUCCUCCAAACACGACGAGUUGAGUUUUUACCCAAAAGUUAUAUUUUGGUUUCAUCCGACCAUAUGACAUUCUCCCAAUCCUCUUCUGGAUCAUCCAAAUGCACUCUAGCAAACUUCAGACGGGCCUGGACAUAUACUGGCUUAAGCAGGGGGACACGUCUGGCACUGCAGGAUUUGAGUCCCUGGCGGCGUAGUGUGUUACUGAUGGUAGGCUUUGUUACUUUGGUCCCAGCUCUCUGCAGGUCAUUCACUAGGUCCCCCCGUGUGGUUCUGGGAUUUUUGCUCACCGUUCUUGUGAUCAUUUUGACCCCACGGGGUGAGAUCUUGCGUGGAGCCCCAGAUCGAGGGAGAUUAUCAGUGUAUGUCUUCCAUUUCCUAAUAAUUGCUCCCACAGUUGAUUUCUUCAAACCAAGCUGCUUACCUAUUGCAGAUUCAGUCUUCCCAGCCUGGUGCAGGUCUACAAUUUUGUUUCUGGUGUCCUUUGACAGCUCUUUGGUCUUGGCCAUAGUGGAGUUUGGAGUGUGACUGUUUGAGGUUGUGGACAGGUGUCUUUUAUACUGAUAACAAGUUCAAACAGGUGCCAUUAAUACAGGUAACGAGUGGAGGACAGAGGAGCCUCUUAAAGAAGAAGUUACAGGUCUGUGAGAGCCAGAAAUCUUGCUUGUUUGUAGGUGACCAAAUACUUAUUUUCCACCAUAAUUUGCAAAUAAAUUCAUUAAAAAUCCUACAAUGUGACUUUCUGGAAUUUUCUUUCUCAUUUUGUCUGUCAUAGUUGACGUGUACCUAUGAUGAAAAUUACAGGCCUCUCUCAUAUUUUUCAGUGGGAGAACUUGCACAAUUGGUGGCUGACUAAAUACUUUUUUCCCCACUGUAUAACUAGAGGCUGAGAUUGAAGUUUGUCCACUGUAGGUCUGGGAAGGGGGAUACUUAGUCAGUUGCAAAACUGACUGCAUUCAACCGAAAUGUUUAUUCCGCAUUUAACCCAACCCCUCUGAAACAGAGAGGUGCGAGGGGCUGCCUUAAUCGACGUCAUCGGCGCCCAGGGAGCAGUUGUUGUUGGGGGUUAUGCCUUGCCCAAGGGCAGAACGGCAGAUUUUUACAGCUUGCCAGCACGGGGAUUCGGUUACUGACCCUUAACCGCUAGGCUACCUGCCGCCCAGACACUGUGGUCUGACAGAAGUCAAGGUGGGGUAGGUGAUGACGGACUGUGUUAUGUUAUGAAGUAGUCUGAUGGCAGUUGGCCAUACAGUGCUUUCAAUGGUGGAGGAAAUCCCCACCCCAUCCCCUCAAGACAAGAAGUAUACUGUAUGUAUAAUUUAGUACAGUUGGAAUGCAGGCCUGUAUAAUAUGCGUCAAUUAUCCUAUUAUCUAAUCAGGAGUCAUUAUUCAAUCAUCCCAUUAUUUCCUUAGGAAGUACAUUAGUUAUUGGCUAUUUUGUGCACAAAGAAACAUACAGUAUAUUUGCAUUGUGUUUAUGGCGAUUGACAAUCUUAUAUAUGUGGCUGGUACUGCUGGUGGUGGUUAGGAGUUGUUGAACAUGGAGUCACACCAAUGCGGAUCAGCUAACUGCACAGUAUUUUGUAAUCAUGGGGCUUGCAUUGUAUCCUGUGAAACACGUGAAUGAUGAAGAUAGGCUGCUGUGGUAACUUUAGUUUUUCUGUUUUCCGAUAUUUUAGAGGCAUUGUCGGCAGCUUUUCUACUGCGGCACAGAGAGGGUUUAUAAAUCCCUCUCAUCCAUUGCUCUCUCAGAUGGAUGAUUGUGAAGUGAAUCCUGUUUAAGCUGUAAAUGCUGAGUGCAUUUUAUCAUUGGCUUCAGCCAUGAACCAGAGGCAGACAUAAUGUAACUGUGCUUCUAUUUUACCACAGAGGAAGCUGUGGCCUGGGCAGAAAGAGGAAGCUGACUCGCAUGUUUGUUUGAAUUCACUCUUUUCACUCAUUUUGCCGUUCAAAAAGAAAAUGGUGACAAAUGUUUAUAGGUCACUGGUUUGGAACACAAAGUAGACACAGUUUUGCUGUGAGAUCUCACUAAUGAUAAUUGACAUUUCUUACUAUGUAGACGGUAGAAAAUAUAUAUUUGUUGCAUAUUUGAGUGUUUGUUCUGCAGCAGGUCUAAGAGAUUGCAUUAGUUUCAUACAAAACACAAUCUAAAGGAAAGUAACACAAUUAAAUAUAAGUGGAAGCUCAAAGCCCAAACUUUAGGAUGAGAUGGCUGUUUUCAAGGCUGUCGUUACAGUAUUUAGCCUACAUCCAGUUUGGGGCAUUGUUACAACACCACGUUGACACCAUUGUGAUUGUGGCUCCUCUUCCUAGUUCUUAUCCAUUUUGUUCAUAAGAGUAGAACGAUUGUAUGGAUUUGAGCCCAAUUUCUGAGAAUAGGCUACUUUCCUCCAUUGGUCAGGGUGAAACAGUAGGUUGGGAGGUGGUGGUGAACAAAGAAAGAAAAUAAACGAUUAAGGUUAAAGGACAUCAUAUGAUUUCCCCAUUAUCGUGAUUUAUCUCCAUAAGGCAGGAGAUUAGGUUGAGAUGCAUAUCAUUGGGCUGAGGCUCCUGGCCAAGGGCCUUUUGGGUUAUGACUCCAGCUCCUAUGGUGGCCUUCCAUACAUACAAUAGACACAUUGAUUGUUCCCAAGUCUUUAAAAAUAUAUUUUUUCACCCUGAGGCUUUGAACAAAUGUAUUUUUAAUAUUUGUAUUUUUUGCAGUGCUUUCUGUCCUGAAGCUACAACCGCUAGAUCUACAAGGCCAGGCUGGCUUCUAGGCCUAUAUCUCAGCCUUGGCAGACAGUGUUGCUGUGCUGAAUUGUGGGAAUGGUGGUGGUAGAAAACAUGCGGGUGAAGUAGUCUUGAGUCUGUAGUGGUGUAUUGUUCACUUAUGUUGCACUAAUGUUAAUUAGCAAUUGCGCUAACGCUAGUUAGCAACUUCCUUCAAACUGCACGCAGAGACAUAUAAAAGUUCAUCUGACUCUGGGAAAGUAGAUUCAUUGCCAAAAUCUCAAAGUAUCCCUUUUAAUGUAGAGAUCACCCACAUGAAAAAAUACUAUGGUAUACUAUGGUUAAAUAUUUACUGUAGUAUUCACUGUAGUGUUUUUGCAAGCUAAAGUCUACAAAAACACUACAGUGAAUACUGUAGUAUUUACUGUUGCUUUGCGGACAUACAGUGCCCUCAGAAAGUAUUCAUACCCCUUGACUUAUUCCACAUUUUGUUGUUACAGCCUGAAUUCAAGAUGGAUUCAAUAUUUUUUUUUCUCACCCAUCUACACAAAAUACCCCUUAAUGACAGUGAAAAUGUGUUUUUAGAAUUUGUUGCAAAUGUAUUGAAAAUUAAAUACAGAAAUAUUUCAUUUACAUAAGUAUUCACACCCCUGAAUCAAUACAUGUUAGAAUCACCUUUGGCAGCGUUUAUAAUUGUGUGUCUUUCAGGGUAAGUCUAUAAGAGCUUUGCACACCUGGAUUUUACAAUAUUUGCCCAUUCAAGCUUUAUCAUAUUGGUUGUUGAUCAUUGCUAGCCAACCAUUUUCAAGUUUUGCCAUAGAUUUUCAAGCAGAUUUAAGUCAAAACUGUAACUCGGCAACUUGGGAACAUUAACUGUCUUCUUGGUAAGCAACUCAACUGGUAAGCAGAUUUGGCCUUGUUUUAGGUUAUUGUACUGCUGAAAGGUGAAUUAAUCUCCCAGUGUGUCACGUUCGUUCAAGGACGGGUCAGACCAGGGUGCAGCGUGAUAUGCGUACAUGUUUAUUCAACUUAAUAAACACACGACAAAACAAUAAACGAAACGAAACGUGAAGUCUUAAGGUAGACACACAACAAACCUUAACCGGAACAAGAUCCCACAACUCAAUAGUGCCAAUAGGCUGCCUAAGUAUGGACCCCAAUCAGAGACAACGAACGACAGCUGCCUCUGAUUGGGAACCACACCGGCCAACAUAGAACUAUACAUACUAGAUCCCACAUAGAAAAUACUACAUAACAAAGAAGAUACACACCCUGACUCAACAUAUACGAGUCCCCUGAGUCAGGGCGUGACAGUGCCCCCCCCCCCCCCCCCCAAAGGUGCGGACUCCGACCGCACAACCUUCACAUACCAGGGUAGGGGCCGGGUGGGCAUUCCGCCUCGGAGGCGGAUCCGGCUCCGGGCGUGACGACCACACCCUCUCCGCCUCCCUGUUGCGCCCCUGGUCUGGUCUGGAUCUCGGCGCGCUGCUUCCCCUCCUUCCUCCCACGAUACUCCAGGCCCUGUCUGGACCCUGGUGUGGGAGACCCCGAACCUGGAGAGGGGCUGACGUCAUGGUCUGGACUGGAGCUGCUGACCGGAGCUGGACCAGACGCCGGUGGAGCGGACUGCUCAGGCUCCGGACUGGAGCCGCUGACCGGAGCUGGACUAGGCACCGGUGGAGCGGACUGCUCUUGCUCCGGAGUGGAGCAGCUGACCGGAGCUGGAUCAGGCACCGGUGGAGCGGACUGCUCUGGCUCCGGAGUGGAGCAGCUGACCGGUGCCGGACCAGGCACCGGUGGAACGGGCACGGGCCGUGCCGGACUGGACACACGCACCACUGGUCUGGGGCGAGGAGCAGGCACGGGCCGGACCGGACUUGGUGCGAGGAGCAGGAACGGGCCGGGCCGGACUGGCGACACGCACCACUGGCUUGGUGCGAGGAGCAGGAACAGGCCGGGCCGGACUGUGGAGGCGGACUGGAGGUCUGGAGCGGAGAGCUGACACAACCCGUCCUGGCUGAAUGCCUACUUCCGCACAGUAUAUGUGAGGCAUCAGCACAGGACGCACUGGGCUGUGUACGCGCACUGGCGAUACAGUUCGUAGAACUGGCGCAGGAUAUGCAGGACUGAGGAGGCGUACUGGAGACCAGGAGCGUUGAGCCGGCACACCCCUUCCUGGCUGGAUGCCCAUCUUCGCACGGCACGUGCGUGGUGCAAGCACAGGACGUACAGGACUGUGCCGGCGCACUGGCGACACAGUACUUAGCUCCGCAUAACACGGAGCCUGCCCAGUCAUACGCUUCCUCGCGUGAGUACGGGGAGUUGGCUCUGCUCUGACACUAGGCUCCGCCAACCACCCCGUGUGCCCCCCCAAUUUUUUUUGGGGGGGCUGCUUCUCAGGCUUCCUCCUCGACCGGCCUCCUCCGUGUUGCCGUUGCUCCUCUCCUGCCUGGGCAUCUACCUUAGCCCAUGGUCCUCUCCCCGCAAAUAUCUCUUCCCAUGACCACAAAUUGCCCACCAGUGACAUGGCUAUUCGCUCCGCCUGGGCACGCUGCUUGGUCCUCGUUUGGUGGGAUCUUCUGUCACGUUCGUUCAGGACAAAAUGUUAAUUGUUUUGCCACAUUUUUUUGCAGUAUUACUUUAGUGCCUUGUUGCAAACAGGAUGCAUGUUUUGGAAUAUUUUUAUUCUGUACAGGCUUCCUUCAUUUCACUCUGUCAACUAGGUUAGUAUUGUGGAGUAACUACAAUGUUGUUGAUCCAUCCUAAAUGUUCUCCUAUCACAGCUAUUAAACUCUGUAACUGUCUUUAAGUCACCAUUGGUCUCAUGAUGAAAUCCCUGAGGGGUUUCCUUCCUAUCCGGCAACUGAGUUAGGAAGGACGCCUGUAUCUUUUUAGUGACUGGGUGUAUUGAUACACCAUCCAAAAUGUAAUCAAUAAUUUCACCAUGCUCAAAGGGAUAUUCACUGUCUGCUUUUUUUUUGUUUACCGAUCUACCAAUAGGGGCCCUUCUAUGCGAGGCAUUGCAAAACCUCCCUGGUCUUUGUGGUUGAAUCUGUGUUUGAAUUUCACUGCUCGACUGAGGGACCUUACAGAUAAUUGUAUGUGUGGGGUACAGAGAUGAGGUAGUCAUUCAAACAUCAUGUUAAACACUAUUAUUGCACACGGAGUGAGUCCAUGCAACUUAUUAUGUGACUUGUUAAGCACAUUUUUACUCCUGAAUUUAUUUAGGCUUGCCAUAACAAAGGGGUUGAAUACUUAUUGACUCAAGACAUUUCAGUUUUUCAUUUUGAAUAAUGUGUAAAAAAAAAUCAACAUAAUUCCACUUUGACAUUAUGGUGUGUAGGCCAGUGACACAAAAUCUCAAUUUCAUAUAUAUUUAGAAUUCAGGCUAUAACAUGUCAAAAUGUAGAAAAAGUCAAGGGGUGUGAAUACUUUCUGAAGGCACUGUACACACAGUACAGCAUAGGGCAUCAUUACAGGCCUGAGUGGAUGACAUGUGGAUAUCUCUCAUUGUUCACUGGUGUUUACCCUCACCAGAUGCUGUCUGAUACACAGUGACAGAGAGAGAGCCACCUCCACCUGAGAUUGUGCGGGAUAAACACAGACAGGCGGCCGAGCACCAACUCAAACAAAUCUUGUCUAGAAAGAGAAAGAGAGAGAGAGAGGGGCACAGGAAACCCUCAACUUCCGUGUUUACCGGCGAGGCGAGGCCUGACAGAGAAAGAUAGUCUGAUGCCCUCUGGAGAAAACCCAUGCACACCCCCAGUUUAUUUUUGUGUCCUUCCACUCUCCCAGGAAACUAACGCGAAAGGCACUGACUGAAAUGACGUUUCUCAUUUCCGAAAUGACUCAGCCAUUUAGAAAGGCCCAGCCCGCCCCUCUUCCUCUCCCCACUGCACGGCCUGUAGUGGCCAUCCAAUCGUCCAGCAGUCAAUAAAGCUUUGUGCACUCUCUGUAACUGUUAAUGAGCGCUGGCUUCAGGUUUACCAUACUGCCGCCUGCGCUCUCUGCCUCCCUCCUCUCUCCAUACAUUUGACUCUGUUAUCAGAGAAUUGCCCCCAUUGAUAGUCAGAGCAGCAAGCAGAGAGAGGAGAUGGAACAAGGCAGAGUGCAGUAUCAGGCUAUCAGCCCCAAUGCAAUAUGCCGCAGAAUCCAAAUAGCUUACUGUUUUAAUGGCUGUGAUCUUGUGGGAUGAAUUUCACAAUUGAAACAUCACUACACAGUUUUUAAGAGCCCAUCGUUGAUGUAAACAUGAAGCCGGUGGAAUCAAGUUUAUACUCUUUGAAUUGAUUAAAUUACACCAAAUGCAGUGAUGAAUUUCAAUUCUCCUCUCAAUCUUCUGACUCACAUUUUAGUUGAGUCAGGUGGUCUUGUAGCAGGGCCAAAAACCAUCUAUCCAUUGAAAGCAACAAUAGAUGUGAAAAAGGCCAGGGCUCAGAGGGGGAUCUACAUGAUCUCUUCCAACUAUCUUACUGUCAAUAGAGCCUCUGUCAGGGGCUGAAUUAAAUUGCAUUGUGGCUAAUUCGAUUAUCUCUAUGAAACGGCCAUUAGGGGUUCAAAUCUUGUUUUGUCCUCCUCAUCGUUCCAUUGUAGAACCCAAUCAGAGACCACUAGCAUAGGCCACUGACAGAGCACAUAGGGCCCUAUAGAUACACAACAGAACCACAACAACCGACAGCUCAUGAGCAUGUAUCAAAAUGAUUUAGUGGAAAGACAUGGGUAGUUCUACUGUUGUUGUCACGAUCGUCUAACAGAGAUGAGGACCAAGGCGCAGCGUUGCAGGCAAACAUACUCUUUAUUAGAGACACGAUCAAAAACAACAAAACGAUAACGUGACAGUUCACGGUCUAACACAACAGACUAGAAACAAGAUCCCACAAACUCUGUGGGGAAACAGGCUGCUAAAGUAUGGUUCUCAAUCAGAGACAACAAGCAACAGCUGAAUCACGUUGCCUCUGAUUGAGAACCACACUGGCCAACAUAGAACAACAAUCCUAGAAAUGAAACCUAGAACAAAACACAUAGACUUUACACACCCUGGCUCAACAUAUUAGAGUCCCCAGAGCCAGGGCGUGACAGUACCCCCCCCUAAAGGCGCGGACUCCGACCGCGCCCACCAAAUACCACAGGGGAGGGACCGGGUGGGCACUCCGCUUAGGCGGCGGAUCCGGCUCCGGGCCUGAUCCCCGCUCCAACCCCCCAAAGUACCCCUGGUCCGGUCUGGCCCCGCUGGCCGGAGCUGGACUGCACACUGGUGGAGCGGAUUGCUCUAGCUCCGGCGUGAAGCAUCUGACCGGUGCCGGACCAGCCACCGGUGGAACAGGCACGGGCCGUGCCGGACUGACGACGCACACCACUGGCUUGGUGUGGGGAGCAGGAGCGGGCCGAGCCGGGCUGACGAAACGCACCACUGACUUGGUGCGGGGAGCAGGAGCGGGCCGGACCGGGCUGACGAAGCGCACCACUGACUUGGUGCGGGGAGCAGGAACGGGCCGUGCCGGGCUGACGAAGCGCACCACUGACUUGGUGCGGGGAGCAGGAAUGGGCCGGACCGGGCUGACGACGCGCACCACUGACUUGGUGCGGGGAGCAGGAACGGGCCGGACAGGGCUGACGAAACGCACCACUGACUUGGUGCGGGGAGCAGGGAUGGGCCGGACUGGGCUGGCGACGCGCACCACAGACUUGGUGCGGGGAGCAGGAACGGGCCGGGCCGAGCUGGCGACGCGCACCGUAGACUUGGUGCGAGUGGCAGGAACAGGCCGGACCGUACUGGGAACACACACCACUGGCCCUACGUGGGGAUCAGGAACAGGCCGGACCGGACUGGCAACACACGCCAGUACCUCUCGCCGUGCCUCUACAUCCUCCUUCCCCCUGGUGACCAGUGACUCCCGUAACCUGGCGGCCUCCUGCUGCCCCGUCGUCCACGGCGUUAGCCCCCCCCUAAAAAAUGUAUGGGCUUCACUCCUACCCGUGGACCAGGUCUCCAUGCUUCUCGCCAGCCUUUCGCCCUUCUGCCUCCACGUCAAGCCCCUCUCUUCCUCACAUGGCUUGACCCAGUCGAGGAGGCGAAGGAGAUCCGCUAGAGAUCUCUCAGGCGCUGGCUCCUGGACUUGCUGCUUGGUCCAGUCUUGGUGGGAUCUUCUGUCACGAUCGUCUAACAGAGAUGAGGACCAAGGCGCAGCGUUGCAGGCAAACAUACUCUUUAUUAGAGACACGAUCAAAAACAACAAAACGAUAACGUGACAGUUCACGGUCUAACACAACAGACUAGAAACAAGAUCCCACAAACUCUGUGGGGAAACAGGCUGCUAAAGUAUGGUUCUCAAUCAGAGACAACAAGCAACAGCUGAAUCACGUUGCCUCUGAUUGAGAACCACACUGGCCAACAUAGAACAACAAUCCUAGAAAUGAAACCUAGAACAAAACACAUAGACUUUACACACCCUGGCUCAACAUAUUAGAGUCCCCAGAGCCAGGGCGUGACAGUUGUAGUGACAUUAAAGGGCAAAUCUGUAAUUUGAUCGUAGACAAAUAAGACAUUAUAGACCCAAAUAAGAAAAGCAUGUUGCUAAAUUAGUCUGCAACAUGAUUUUAACCUUAGGGUGCAUCACUGGACAUCUCUACAGUAUUAUCGCAUAACAGAAUUAAACUAAAUGAAUUAAGUUAUAAAUAAACUUAAAUGAAUUUCAUUAAGGCACAGUAGAGCUUUUGCGUUUGAGUAGAGAGCAUGUAAGGUAACUUACAGCACAUAUAGGCCUAACACCUCCAAAACGAUGUAUGCUCCUGAAAAAUACCAAAGGAUGUUCUCCUUUAGCGUAUUCAGAGAAUGGAAAAGGAACAUUCUCUGCCGUUGUCUUUAUGAACAGCUAGCUAUAACUGUGUGCAUGUGCACAUGCGCUGGUAUGUGUCUACAGCUGCUCUCUGGUUACCGAGACGAGCUUGGAUCAGCUCUCAAUGUAUUUAGUCAUGGUUGCUAUCAAUAUCGGCCACCUACACACAUCCUCCUGGAUCCAUCAUACAGCCUCCUGGGUCUCAUUUGUGUCUACCUGAGCCACAGAUGCAAAUCGCAGUUUCCUUCUGGCAAUUUGUUGUUCACCAGACACACACACACAUACGCUAAAGAGGAAAUGGGGCCUAAUAACUUGGAUACAUACAUACAUCUAGAAUACCUCUAUAUAUUACUGUUUACACGUGUGAAGAGAUGAUGGACCAUUUCUGUUUUGUUUACGUAGUUGAAGAUGAGAUUGUGCUGUGUGUUUUGGGUACGUUUAGGCAUAAUUCAUUAACAUUUCUCCGCCUACAGAGGGUAGUGUUAGGCAGAGGUGUGUGGGAAUAGUUUACAUUUACAUUUUAGUCAUUUAGCAGACGCUCUUAUCCAGAGCAACUUACAGGAGCAAUUAGGGUUAAGUGCCUUGCUCAAGGGCACAUCGACAGAUUUUUCACCUAGUCGGCUCUGGGAUUAGAACCAGCGACCUUUCGGUUACUGGCACAACGCUCUUAACCACUAAGCUACCUGCCGCCUAGUUUGAUACCAUAGUACUCAUACAUUUGCUAAUAUGCUCUGUGUGUGUAUACAAUGUGUUUUAAGUGCACAAAUGCCUUUGAGUAGGUGUGAGCACGUGUAUUAUGCACAGUAUAUAUUUGUUUAUUUUGUUUGUGUACAUCAGCCUGACUUCUAAUGUGUGUUUUUGUGCUCAAGUGUUUUCAUUCUACCCUGAGAGAGGCCCUUAUUGACUCCCUCUCUGUCCUGUCUUGUGUCCUUCAACAGAGAAAGACUACAUCGGCCUUUGUGAGCGGCAGCCAAUCGGACGCACGCUCUUUCGGCAGUUCUGUGAAACCCGGGCUGAGCUGAGGCGCUGUGUCAAAUUCCUGGACGCUGUGGUAAGAAAGACAGACAGGCAGGAUUAAAACGCUUGUGUUUGUUUUUCCUCAAGAUGCACAUCUUCAGAAGGACUCUGAACGAGCUUGUCUAGAUGUAUCUCAAGUUCUCUAGUAUUAGGGGGAAGGGUAGGAGGGGAGGGUAGGAGGGGAGGGUAGGAGGGAAGGGGAGGGUAGGAGGGGAGGGGAGGGUAGGAGGGGAGGGUAGGAGGGAAGGGGAGGGUAGGAGGGAAGGGGAGGGGAGGGGAGGGGAGGAAAGUGAGGGGAGUGAGGAGGAGGAGGGUAGGAGGGGAGGGAAGGAGAGGAGGGGAGGGUAGGAGGGGAGGGUAGGAGGGGAGGGAAGGGAAGGAGAGGAGAGGGUGGGAGGGGAGGAGAGGAGAGGAGAGGAGAGGAGAGGAGGGGAGGAGAGGAGGGGAGGGUAGGAGGGAAGGGAAGGAGAGGAGGGGAGGGUAGGAGGGGAGGGAAGGAGAGGAGGGACGGGAGAGGAGGGGAGGGUAGGAGGGGAGGGAAGGAGAGGAGGGGAGGGUAGGAGGGAAGGGAAGGAGAGUAGGGGAGGGUAGGAGGGGAGGGUAGGAGGGGAGGGAGUGGGUAGGAGGGGAGGGAAGGAGGGAAGAGUAGUAGCUAAUGAAAUACAGGAACUCUUGACUUCUGGGAGCAAAGUCAGUAUACCACCCUCCGCUGCCCCCUCCCCCUCCUCUUCUUUCUCAGUGAAUGUGCCCCACACUACGCUCUUGGUGGUGUUCUUACCACCCAGUCCCAGUGGGGGUAGAGGGGGGGGGGGGGGGGGGGGGGGGGGGGGGCAGUGUUGGAUAGUGACAGGGGAGAGGGGUAGCCUACCAGGGUGUUGUUCAGAGCCCCCUCCUGAUGACUCAAUGAUAAACCUGAACUUCCUCUCUCCACCCUGGCUGACCCCUGUGGCAUUGUGUGGCAUUCUUCUAACAUACUGUUCUGGAGCACAGAUAUACAUAUACACACACCACACACUCACUCCUGCAUGCAUGCAGUCACACACACUCAGUCAUGACCUAUCCACUUUAUCUCCUUCCCUCUAACACAUUAUAACUGUUGAUCUGAGGAGUGUUGUUGUAGCUAGAUCCUCUCUGGUUUAUUAACAAAUGCAAAAGCCUACAAGUAGAAAAAGGCUUAAUAGGAGGAUGCUACUAGCACAGUGAAUAUAGUCAAUGGAAGUAGAAUGAUGAAUAGAUGGCUGAAUUUGUGAAAUAAGAGAUAGCAGACAGUCUUCUCCAACUUCAAAGUAGUGAGCACGUCCUUUUACUGCACUGUCUCCUUCCUCCCUCUCACGGAGUCUGGGCUACAUGAGAAAGAGAGCAAAUGAGAUUUGAACCGUCUGAACAGUCACUAACCAUUAUGGACAAGUAGUGCUGAGAGUCCAGCGGACGCAUUUUAGAGUGAGGCUCUUAGCUUACUGUAAGUCAUGUUGCUGGAGGGAGGGUGGAGGACGGCAUGACACAAGGGCCUGAUUCUGUUGUACUUGGCAGGAUUCAGGAAUCAACAAUCCAGAGAGAACUAUGAAUCAAAAUGGUGGUUAGGAGUGGGACCCAGGCGAGUGGCUCUGUAGAACUGUGCUGUAGUGUACUAGGGAGGUACUUACAGUAGGCCUGGGUCGUGUUCAGUAGGCAUGAAGCAAUAAAAAAAUGAAAUAAACAAUGUUCUUAUUGGUAAUAACUCUUCCGAUUCAAAACGUAGUCUUCUAUUUCAUGCCGGUUUCUCCUGUUUCAUGCCUACUGCAGUGAUUUGGUAACGUGGUUCUAGUACCAUUAGAGGUUGUACAGAAAGUACUGUGAUUGUAGGCUACUAGCUAUAGUGGAAAAGGUAGAACUGACCUGUUGGAGCAGAUGUCACUGUACAGGUGUGUGCGUGUGCCCGUGCGUCUGUUUGAAUAAUGUGUUACUGUUUCUUUCCCCCACAGGCAGAGUAUGAGGUCAGUCCAGAUGAGAAGAGGAGGGAGUGUGCUCAGGAGCUCCUAGACAGGUACUUCAGCCCAAAGGUACAGUAGAAUAACCUAUUCUCAGGCAAUGAGUGAUUUGUGGUCAAAUAUUCAAUAAUUGAGGUUGGUGUGGUUUCCCAGACCCAGAUUAAACCUAUUCCUGGACUAAAAAUCACUUUCAAUUGAGAUAUUCCAUCGAGCACGCUUUUUAAUCCAGGAGUGGGCUUAAUCUGGGCCUAUGAUGUCAUAUAUACGUAAUUCACGUUGUAUUGUGUUCCAUCGCCCUGUAGUCAGAGGAUCACGUUCCUGAGUUGGGGGAGGACAUGGUGGGUCAGUUUACAGAGAGGCUGGAGCAGGAGCCCUGUAAAGAACUCUUCAACGAGUGCACCAAGUGAGUCUGUCUGUCAAUACAGAAACACAGUCACAGAGAAUAUGCUAACAUACAGUACUUACUCAGCAUAUGGGAUGUAUUCAAGAUCAGAAAAGGUAGAUAUUUUAAGAUAAUUUCACCAUUAUUCAACAAAGGUAGUCAGUUAAGAAUAAAGGGUAAUUUUCAGUGAUGAGAUAUGCCCAGAGACAGAAUCUCUGAAUUUUCUUAUAAACUGUCUACUGCAUUGUGCAACAUCCUCUGAACAGUUGUCCACACGUGUUGUAUGGGCGUGUCAAUAGCAUGUUGAGGGUAUGUGGUUGCUGAUGAAUACUGUUCUAAUUAAUCACCCCUAGCCACUUCAAUCACCCGCCAUUCCGUUCAGCAACGUUUCUAUUUUUGAACGUUCUCACAACUGUUCCAACAACACUACGACCCUGAACAGACCCUUUCUGUCAUUCCUGCCUCUGGUUGUGGUUAAUGAAUGUUUAGAUGUGAGCUGAUGUUUGGGGUAUAGUAGUCAGAGAGAUGGACCCAUGGCGUAGCAGCAUGGGACAUGUGUAGGGCAUGUAGGUUUUCCUGACCAUGUGACCUGACCAGGAAAAACUCUGGGCCUUAGGGAAGGACCAGAGUUUUUCCUGUUUAGGUGAUGUAGUGGGCUGUAUGUGUUCUGACUGUCUUCUGUCUCUCUGUCCUCUGUUCUAGACUGAUCCAUGACUACCUGAGUGUGGCUCCCUUCGCAGACUACAUCGACAGCAUGUACUAUAACCGAUUCCUGCAGUGGAAGUGGCUGGAGAGGUACACACACACGUACACACACACAGACAGACACACAGACAGACACACAGACAGACAGAUGUAUAAGCCUGAGAACCCCUACACAGCGCAAUGAUUAAAUGUUACAGUUACUUCACACCGCCUCUAUAUACAGUGCCUUCUGAAAGGAUUCAGACCCCUUGACUAUUUCCAUAUUUUGUUACAUUACAGCCUUAUUCUAAAAUUGUCUAAAUAUUUUUUUUCCCUCAUCAAUCUACACACAAUACCCCAUAAUGACAAAGCAAAAACAGGUUUGUAGAAAUGUUUACUAACGUAUAAAAAAUUUAAAACUGAAAUAUCACAUUUACAUAAGUAUUCAGACCCUUUACUCAGUACUUUGUUGAAGCACCUUUGGCAGCGAUUACAGUAUCAAGUCUUCUUGGGUAUGAUGCUACAAGCUUGGCACACCUGUAUUUGGGGAGUUUCUCCCAUUCUCUGCAGAUCCUCUCAAGCUCUGUCAGGUUGGAUGGGGAGCGUUGCUGCACAGCUAUUUUCAGGUCUCUCCAGAGAUGUUCGAUCGGGUUCAAGUCUGGGCUCUGGCUGGGCCACUCAAGGACAUUCAGAGACUUGUCCCGAAGCCACUCCUGCGUUGUCUUCGCUGUGUGCUUAGGGUCGUUGUCCUGUUGGAAGGUGAACCUUCGCCCCAGUCUGAGGUCCUGAGCGCUCUGGAGCAGGUUUUCAUCAAGGAUCUCCCUGUACUUUGCUCCGUUCAUCUUUGCCUCAAUCCUGACUAGUCUCCCAGUCCCUGCUGCUGAAAAACAUCACCACAGCAUGCUGUUUCCACCACCAUGCUUCACCGUAGAGAUGGUGCCAGGUUUCCUCCAGACGUGAUGCUUGGCAUUCAGGCCAAAUAGUUCAAUCUUGGUUUCAUCAGACCAGAUAAUCUUGUUUCUCAUGGUCUGAGAGUCUUUAGGUGCCUUUUGGCAAACUCCAAGUGGGCGGUCAUGUGCCUUUUACUGAGGAGUGGCUUCCGUCUGGCCACUCUACCAUAAAGGCCUGAUUGGUGGAGUGCUGCAGAGAUGGUUGUCCUUCUGGAAGGUUCUCCCAUCUCCACAGAGGAACUCUAGAGCUCUGUCAGAGUGACCAUUGGGUUCUUGGUCACCUCCCUGACCAAGUUCCUUCUCCCCCGAUUGCUCAGUUUGGCCGGGCGGCCAGCUCUAGCAAGAGUCUUGGUGGUUCCAAACUUCUUCCAUUUAAGGAUGAUGGAGGCCACUGUGUUCUUGGGGACUUUCAAUGCUGCAGACAUUCAAUGGAAACAGGAUGCACCUGAGCUCAAUUUCGAGUCUCAUAGCAAAGGGUCUGAAUGCUUAUGUAAAUAAUGUUUAUUUUGUUUAUUUUUUAUUUUAAAUUUGCAAAACUUUCGAAAAAUCUGUUUUUGCUUUGUCAUUAUGGGGUAUUGUGUAUAGAUUCCGCUCAAUACGGAAGUGGUCAGAUGACGCAGAUGCUAAAUUGCAGGACUGUUUUGCUAGCACAGACUGGAAUAUGUUCCGGGAUUCUUCCGAUGGCAUUGAGGACUACACCACAUCAGUCACUGGCUUCAUCAAUAAGUGCAUCGAUGAUGUCGUCCCCACAGUAACUGUACGUACCCCAACCAGAAGCCAUGGAUUACAGGCAACAUCCGCACUGAGCUAAAGGGUAGAGCUGCCGCUUUGAAGGAGCGGGAUGCUUAUAAGAAAUCUCGCUAUGCCCCGAAGAACCAUCAAACAGGCAAAGCGUCAAUACAGGACUAAGAUUGAAUCCUACUACACCAGCUCCGACGCUCGUCGGAUGUGGCAGGGUUUGCAAACUGUUACGAACUACAAAGGGAAAAACAGCCGCGAGCUGCCCAGUGACACGAGCAUACCAGACGAGCUAUAUGACUUCUAUGCGCGCUUCGAGGCAAGCAACACUGAAGCAUGUAUGAGAGCACCAGCUGUUCCAGACGACUGUGUGAUCACGCUCUCCGUAGCCGAUGUGAGUAAGACCUUUAAACAGGUCAACAUUCACAAGGCCGCAGGGCCAGACGGAUUACCAGGACGUGUACUCCGAGCAUGCGCUGACCAACUGGCAAGUGUCUUCACUGACAUUUCAAAUCAAAUCAAAUGUUAUUUGCCACAUGCGCCGAAUACAACAGGUGUAGACCUUACAGUGAAAUGCUUACUUACAAGCCCUUAACCAACAAUGCAGUUUUUAAGAAGAAAAAAAAAGUGUUAAGUUAAAAAUAGAUAAGUAAAAAAUAGCAAAUAAUUAAAGAGCAGCAGUAAAAUAAAAUAACAGUAGGGAGGUUAUAUACAGGGGGUACCGGUACAGAGUCAAUGUGCGGGGGCACCGGUUAGUCGAGGUAAUUGAGAUAAUAUGUACAUGUGGGUAGAGUUAAAGUGACUAUGCAUAAAUAAUAAACAGAGUAGCAGCAGUGUAAAAGAGGGGGUUGGGGUGGGGUGGGGGGACAAUGUAAAUAGUCCGGGUAGCCAAGAUUAGCUGUUCAGGAGUCUUAUGGCUUGGGGGUAGAAGCUGUUAAGAAGCCUUUUGGACCUAGACUUGGCGCUCCGGUACCGCUUGCCGUGCGGUAGCACAGAGAACAGUCUAUGACUAGGGUGGCUGGAGUCUUUGACCGUUUUUAGGGCCUUCCUCUGACACCGCCUGGUAUAGAGGUCCUGGAUGGCAGGAAGCUUGGCCCCAGUGAUGUACUGGGCUGUACGCACUACCCUCUGUAGUGCCUUGUGGUCGGAGGCCGAGCAGUUGCCAUACCAGGUGGAGCAUGGCAACCAGGAUGCUCUCGAUGGUGCAGCUGUAUAACUUUUUGAGGAUCCGGGGACCCAUGCCAAAUCUUUUCAGUCUCCUGAGGGGGAAUAGGCUUUGUCGUGCCCUAUUCACGACUGUCUUGGUGUGUUUGGACAAUGAUAGUUUCUUGCUGAUGUGGACACCAAGGAACUUGAAGCUCUCAACCUGCUCCACUACAGCCGCGUCGAUGAGAAUGGGGGCGUGCUCACUCCUCUUCUUUUUCCUAUAGUCCACAAUCAUCUCCUUUGUCUUGAUCACGUUGAGGGAGAGGUUGUUAUCCUGGCACCACACUGCCAGGUCUCUGACCUCCUCCCUAUAGGCUCUCUCAUCAUUGUCGGUGAUCAGGCCUACCACUGUUGUUUCGUCGGCAAACGUAAUGAUGGUGUUGGGAGUUGUGCUUGGCCAUGCAGUCAUGGGUGAACAGGGAGUACAGGAGGGGACUGAGCACGCACCCCUGAUGGGCCCCCGGGUUGAGGAUCAGCGUGGCAGAUGUGUUGCUACCUACUUUUACCACCUGGGGGCGGCCCGUCAGGAAGUCCAGGAUCCAGUUGCAGAGGGAAGUGUUUAGUCCCAGGGUCCUUAGCUUAUUGAUGAGCUUUAAGGGCACUAUGGUGUUGAACGCUGAGCUAUAGUCAAUGAAUAGCAUUCUCACGUAGGUGUUUCUUUUGUCCAGGUGGGAAAGGGCAGUGUGGAGUGCAAUAGAGAUUGCAUCAUCUGUGAAUCUGUUGGCGCUAUGAAAAUUGGAGAGGGUCUAGGGUUUCUGGGAUAAUGGUGUUGAUGCGAGCCAUGACCAGCUUUUCAAAGCACUUCAUGACUACAUACGUGAGUGCUUCGGGUCGGUAGUCAUUUAGGACUGUUCUUUCUGCUACCGCACGGCAAGCGGUACCGGAGCUUCAAGUCUAGGUCCAAAAGGCUUCUUAACAGCUUCUACCCCCAAGCCAUAAGACUCCUGAACAGCUAAUCAAAUGGCCACCCAGACUAUUUGCAUUGUUUACGCUGCUGCUAUUCUCUGUUUAUUAUCUAUGCAUAGUCACUUUACCUCUACCUACAUGUACAUACAUGUACAUUUUCUGGAUGUUUUUGUUGUUAUUCUGUCUCUCACUGUUCAAAUAAACCUACCAUUAAAAUUAUAGACUGAUAAUUUCUUUGUCAGUGGGCAAACGUACAAAAUCAGCAGGGGAUCAAAUACUUUUUUUCCCUCACUGUAUGUCUCAAUCGUCUCAAGGCGUAAAAACCCUCCCCUUCAUCUACACUGAUUGACAUCAAUAAGGGAUCAUAGCUUUCACCUGGAUUCACCUGGUCAGUCUAUGUCAUGGAAAGAGAAGGUGUUCUUAAUGUUUUGUAGAUUCAGCAUAUGUAUUAGUGGCUCCUCUCAAGGUUGAGUGAGAAAGUUACAGAAGGUCAAAGAUCAUACCCCCAAGACAUGCUAAUCUUUCACCAAUAACCGGGGAGGUUAGCAUGUCUUGGGGGUAUGAUCUUUGAUCAUGGUAUCCGUAAUCAUGGUAGCAGCCACAUUAAUGUAGAAGUGUUUAAAAACUUAUUAUAUUCUUAUUUACAAUAAAAGUGAUUCCAAAAUGACACAAUACAUUAUCAACCAUUCAUUUCUAUGGGGCACAAAAUAAUCGGAAACACAACCAAAACUAACUGCAAAUCCAUUCAGCAAGUUUGUAGAGUCACAACCUUUAUGUAGUCAUUGCGUGCUAGGAAUAUGGGAACAAAUACUAAACUUUUGACUACUUUAUUUAUAAGAAUCUUUAUGUGUGUCAAUAAUUUUCAACCCUACCUUUUUGAGAUAAAAUAAUAUUACUUAUUAAACAAAAUCUCUUUCUUUGAGCAAUUGUAUUAGUAUAAAAUAAUAUAAUUUCCCCAUUGUUUUUAGCAUACGAUAUAGCUCAGUAUAUUAAUUAUUUAUUUUAUACAGUCAUUAUUGCUCAUUACAGUUUUGGUUUUGUUCACAUCCAUACUCGUGCUUGUCUAUUUAAAUACCUUUUAUCCCAGCAGGACUAUCAUAUAUUUUUUUUUUUACCUUUAUUUAACCAGGUAAGCCAGUUGAGAACAAGUUCUCAUUUACAACUGCGACCUGGCCAAGAUAAAGCAAAGCAGUGCGAUAAAAACAACAACACAGAGUUACAUAUGGGGUAAAACAAAACAUAAAGUCAAAAAUACUACAGAAAAUAUAUAUAUACAGUGUGUGCAAAUGUAGCAAGUUAUGGAGGUAAGGCAAUAAAUAGGCUAUAGUGCAAAAUAAUUACAAUUAGUAUUAACACUGGAAUGAUAGAUGUGCAAGAGAUUAUGUGCAAAUAGAGAUACUGGGGUGCAAAUUAGCUAAAUAAAUAACAAUAUGGGGAUGAGGUAGUUGGGUGGGCUAAUUUCAGAUGGGCUGUGUACAGGUGCAGUGAUCGGUAAGGUGCUCUGACAACUGAUGCUUAAAGUUAGUGAGGGAGAUAAGAGUCUCCAGCUUCAGAGAUUUUUGCAAUUCGUUCCAGUCAUUGGCAGCAGAGAACUGGAAGGAAUGGCGGCCAAAGGAGGUGUUGGCUUUGGGGAUGACCAGUGAGAUAUACCUGCUGGAGCGCAUACUACGGGUGGGUGUUGCUAUGGUGACCAAUGAGCUAAGAUAAUGCGGGGAUUUGCCUAGCAGUGAUUUAUAGAUGGCCUGGAGGCAGUGGGUUUGGCGACGAAUAUGUAGUGAGGACCAGCCAACAAGAGCGUACAGGUCACAGUGGUGGGUAGUAUAUGGGGCUUUGGUAACAAAACGGAUGGCACUGUGAUAGACUACAUCCAAUUUGCUGAGUAGAGUGUUGGAGGCUAUUUUGUAAAUGACAUCGCCGAAGUCAAGGAUCGGUAAGAUAGUCAGUUUUACGAGGGCAUGUUUGGUAGCAUGAGUGAAGGAGGCUUUGUUGCGAAAUAGGAAGCCGAUUCUAGAUUUAACUUUGGAUUGGAGAUUCUUAAUGUGAGUCUGGAAGGAGAGUUUACAGUCUAACCAGACACCUAGGUAUUUGUAAUUGUCCACAUACUCUAGGUCAGACCUGCCGAGAGUAGUGAUUCUAGUCGGGUGGGCGGGUACCAGCAGCGUUCGAUUGAAGAGCAUGCAUUUAGUUUUACUUGUGUUUAAGAGCAGUUGGAGGCUACUGAAGGAGUGUUGUAUGGCAUUGAAGCUCUUUUGGAGGUUUGUUAACACAGUGUCCAAUGAAGGGCCAGAUGUAUACAAAAUGGUGUCGUCUGCGUAGAGGUGGAUGGAAUGCAAACGAGUCCUUUGGGGAACAGAUUUAUUUAUGGAAAUACAUGAGCCCUGGUCUCUAUAUUUAUAUACAUUAGCAAACAGAACAUGUCUCCACUCUCCAGCCUAGCAGAGGCAAGGCUUGUGCAAUGAUCUUCCCAUAAGAGUCAUAGAUGUGACUAAAGAGAUAAGUUUACCCAUACUCUUUCAUCACGGUGUGUAUCCCAAAUGGCACCCUAUUCCCUUUAUAGUGCACAACUUUUGACUAGGGCCCAUUAGGGCUCUAGUCAAACGUAGUGCACUAUAUAGGGAAUAGUGUGUCAUUUUCAUUUGGGAUGCAACCUUUGACUCACAGUAAAUAUUCCAACACUUUGUUAAAGGUCUUAAGAAAGUAGUCCUAUCUUGCAUUUGGUACUGGGCCGAACUCAAGUCUAGUUAUAAUAUAAGCCAGAACAUAUUAAAAAAGAGGGUUUUAUUCCCCCUAUUGCUUUCCUUUGAUAGAAUAGUGUUUUUAAAGCAAACAUUUUGUAAAAGUGUAACGGUCAAGCCUUUUUACUUACAAAGUCAGAUGUGUAUGUUCAGAUGCAUUGCUGCUGUACAGUCAGUGUAUGUCGAUAUAGUUGAGCACAUUUUCCCACGAUGGACAAUAAAGUUGUUGUUUUGUAUUGUGUUGACCCCUUUCUCUGUGUUCUCACAGGCAGCCAGUCACUAAGAACACAUUCCGACAGUACAGGGUAUUAGGGAAGGGAGGCUUCGGUGAGGUAAGGACUGUCUCUGUCUCUUUGUCUCCUUAACUAAAGCUUCCUUUCAUUUAGAAUUAUAUUUUACAAGUAGAUAAUAAUAAAUAAAUAUAGUGUCUCUUAUAAUCUUCAUCAUCAGACCCUCAAAGGGAUGAACUUAUAAAUGAUCAAUGAGGUACAACAAAGACCUCAGUGUGGAUGUGAAUUGAUGGGCCCAUAAAAUUAUCAACUGUGUUGUUGUGUGUUUUCGGGAUACAAGUGCCAUUAACUGGUGUCCUCUUGAGCUCUCCUCAUGUGAAAUGGCCUGAGCCAUGGUCAUGCCUCCAUUACAGUGUAUUUACUGUGUCAAAGUAGACAACACUGUGGUGUUCAACUAUGAAAAACCUACAAUAUUCAGUUAACUAGCCUUUUCUAUAUCUAUCCCCCCCCCUCUCUCUCUUUGUCUCUCUUUCAUCCACUCUUCUCGUCAGGUGUGUGCGUGCCAGGUGCGUGCCACAGGGAAGAUGUACGCGUGUAAGAAGUUAGAGAAGAAGAGGAUCAAGAAGAGGAAAGGAGAGUCCAUGGCCUUAAACGAGAAGCAGAUUCUAGAGAAAGUCAACAGUAGGUUUGUAGUAAGUGUACGAGCUACCUACUUACCUCCUACCAUGUGUCACAUUAUGUAUAAUACACCUUCCUAAUAUUGCGUUGCACCCCCUUUUGCCCUCAGAACAGCCUCAAUUCAUCAGAGCAUGGACUCCACAAGGUGUUGAAAGCAUUCCACAGGAAUGCUGGCCCAUGUUGACUCCAAUGCUUCCCACAGUUAUGUCAAGUUGGCUGGAUGUCCUUUGGGUGGUGGACCAUUCUUGAUACACACGGGGAACUGUUGAAUGUGAAAAACGCAGCAGCGUUGCAGUUCUUGACACACUCAAACUGGUGCGCCUGGCACCUGCUACCAUACCCCGUUCAAAGGCACUUAAAAUCUUGUCUUGCCCAUUCAUCCUCUGAAUGGCACACACAAUCCAUGUCUCAAGGCUUAAAAAUCCAUCUUUAACGUGUCUCCUCCCCUUCAUCUAUGUAUGCAUUCACUAACUGUAAGUCGCUCUGGAUAAGAGCGUCUGCUAAGUGACUAAAAUGUAAUGUAAAUGUAAAUCUACACUGAUUGAAGUGGAUUUAACAAGUGACAUCAAUAAGGGAUCAUAGCUUUCCCCUGGAUUCACCUGGUCAGUCUAUGGCUUGGAAAGAGCAGGUGUUCCUAAUGUUUUGUAAUGUAUCUAUGAACUACAUUAAUAUUUGAUGCACCACUUACUAAUUUUUCCUUACAAAGAUGUCAAGUUGACUGAACUCAAUGAUUUAAACUGUCGACUGCAACUCAGCUUUUGACCGCAACAUUAAAACUUUUGACCAGUUGAGUCUAGAUGGCUCUUCCAGACUACUGUCUGAUAACUCAGAUCAGAUCAUAAUAAUAAUAAUAAUAACACUAUUAAUUAAAAGAUAACAUCAGGGUUUGAUUCAGUUGGGUUUGUUUUCAUUUCAAGUGACCCCACACAAUCCAAUUUCGACAUAUUUUAUUUGGACAUCCAUCACUGGUCCAAUGUGUUGGCCAAAAGUGGACAGAUGUUAAUUCUGUUUCCCACAAAUUCUACUCUCCUUCUCCUACCUCAUAGCUUUGUUAAUUGUGUAUAUUUGAAGUAGUAGAAGUAUGAUUUUCAAACCGGUCUCUUAGCCAAGUGUUCUAUUCUUUAGGGCACACCAUAGCAGAAUGUAAGGAAACAUUUUUGCGACAAAAGACAAAAAAAAGCGCUUCUUAUUGAACAAGUUCAGGUAAUCCCUCCCCAUUUUAGUCAGUUUUGUUUUGUUUUCAUCUGUUUGGUGCCUAAUGAAUAUGACCGUGUGUCGUGGAGGUGAGUCUAGCAUACGCGUAUGAGACGAAGGACGCUCUGUGUCUGGUGCUGACCCUGAUGAACGGAGGAGACCUCAAGUUCCACAUCUACCACAUGGGAGAGGCUGGCUUCGAGGAGAGGAGGGCUGUGUUCUACUCUGCAGAGCUGGCCUGUGGCCUGGAGGACCUGCAAAGAGAGAGGAUCGUCUACAGGUGAGGCUACACACACAGUCACACACACAUAGGCACACACACGCACACAGAAAUGCAUACACACACACACAAGGCUGUUCUGAUAGAAUGGUUCAGUGGGUACUCGACUUCCUGCGUACAAGGCUACAGGAAGUUUAUGGAGCAUAUUUAGUGUUUACACAACUAUCAGCUUACAAGGGUGGAUGGAGAUAGAGAGGUGAGGGGAGAACGAUAGAUAGCAAGACGUUGGGAGAGAGAAAGUGGUCCUCUGUAGCUCAACUGGUAGAGCACGGCGCUUGAAACGCCAAGGUAGUGGGUUCGAGCCCCGGGACCACCCAUACACAAAAAUGUAUGCAUGCAUGACUGUAAGUCGCUUUGGAUAAAAGCGUCUGCUAAAUGGCAUAUUAUUAUUAUUAUAAAGUGAGACAAAGGAAGACAAAGAGCAGAGAGCUUUCAAAGUUUUGUAAAUCUGCUCAUGGAAGAGAUAGAAGUUAGUUAUUGGUUUUAUAACUCCUUGUAUUGCUGUCUUUUUCCAGGGACCUGAAGCCUGAAAACAUACUAUUGGAUGACCAUGGUGAGUAGAGAUCGAGAUGGAAAUAAUAUGAAUGCCCACUAUACAAGUAAAUAAAUGUUUUAUGGACCAACCCUGGUCCUGGAACAAUGCUAUAGUUCCAGCCAAGCACUACUUUAAAACACUUGAUUCAACUAAUCAAGGUCUUGAUGAUUAAUUGAAUAAUAGAUCAGGUGUGUUAGUGAUGGGCUGGAACAAAAGCCUGCACACAUUAUAGCUCUCCAUAACCAGAGUUGGUACAGUAACCACUGCAUGUGUGAACCGAGGCUGUCGUUCUGUAAUUCACCAAUAGAGGGAGCAGAUUGUCUAUGAAAAUACCUCUCUCAGGACAGGAGGGCUCCUGCUUUCUCAAGGUUGUCAGUAGAGCCUGCGGCCACUGAAUAGUGCUCUUUGGCAAAACAACAUAAGGUUUCUAAAGUACAUGGCUUUCAUAAGAUCUGCUUUGACCAAAGGAUGUCCUGAUAUACAUAGUCUGUGGUCCAGACUCCAGACUGGAGAUAGCAUGUCAUAUGACAUAUGGUUGAAUGUCAUAGGAUUGAGGUGUGUUAUAUGUAAUACUGUAUGUCUUGUUUUGUUGCAUCGUGAUUGGCCGUCUCCUUCUAUAUCCAUUGAUAUGCAUCAUCUGUGGGGAUAGCAUGUCACAAUCCUCCAAUUUGUAAGUCGCUCUGGAUAAGAGCGUCUGCUAAAUGACGUAAAUGUAAAUAUGACAUAAGGUUAAGUGUCACAGCAUUGAGGUGUGUUAUAGGUAAUACUGAAUGUGUCUGUUAUACUGUAUGUAUGUGUUCUGUCAUGUCAUAUUCGGAUAUCUCGAUUGAGAUGCAUCUUUUGUGGGGAUAGCAUGUGAUAUGGCAUAAGGUUAACUGUUCCAGCAAUUGGUGUGUACUGUAACACAGUGCGUGUUGUGCUGUGUUCCUUUAGGUCAUAUCCGGAUAUCAGACCUGGGCUUGGCGGUCCACGUUCCCGAGGGAGAGACCAUCAAGGGUCGGGUGGGCACCGUAGGGUACAUGGGUAAGCACUAUUCAACACCAUUCAACAAAAGAUAUUCAACACCUUUUUUCAAAUACUGUUACUGUACUGUGUAAUGUACAGUACCAAUAUACUUUCAGUAUUUGUAAUCAUGUCUCUGUGUGUCUAUGUGUGUGUACGCGUGCAUGCGUGCCUGUGUGCCUGUCAUCCUAAUGUGUGUGUGUGUGUGUGUCAGCUCCAGAGGUGGUGAAGAAUGAGCGCUACACCUUCAGCCCCGACUGGUGGGCGCUGGGCUGUCUGCUGUAUGAGAUGAUCGAGGGCCAGUCUCCCUUCCAGCAGCGCAAGAAGAAGAUCAAACGCGAGGACGUAGAGAGGCUGGUCAGAGACGUGGAGGAGGAGUACUCAGACAAGUUCUCAGAGGACGCCAAGUCCCUCUGCAAAAUGGUACCUGACUACAGUACCUCCUCCUACAGAGCCCGGUGUAGCUCAGUUGGUAGAGCAUGGCGCUUGCAACGCCAGGGUUGUGGGUUCGUUUCCCAUGGGGGGCCAGUAUGAAAAAUGUAUGCACUCACUAACUGUAAGUCGCUCUGGAUAAGAGCGUCUGCUAAAUGACUAAAAUGUCAAAUAUUGUCAACAACAUGGGAUCAUGCUUUGUUGUCUGUUGGCUUUGCAUAUCAAAAUCAGUCUUUAUGGUAAUAGUUUUAUUUGUGAAGGCAGCAUCAUGUGUUCAAGAGAUUUGCAUUCAUGAUGUACAGUCGUGGUCAAAAGUUUUGAGAAUGACACAAGUAUUGGUCUUCACAAAGUUCGCUGCUUCAGUGUUAUGAGAUAUUUUUGUCAGAUGUUACUAUGGUAUACUGAAGUAUAAUUACAAGCAUUCCAUAAGUGUCAAAGGCUUUUAUUGACAAUUACAUUAAGUUUCUGCAAAGAGUCAAUAUUUGCAAUGUUGACCCUUCUUUUUCAAGACCUCUGCAAUCCGCCCUGGCAUGCUGUCAAUUAACUUCUGGGCCACAUCCUGACUGAUGGCAGCCCAUUCUUGCAUAAUCAAUGCUUGGAGUUUGUCAGAAUUUGUGGGUUUUUAUUUGUCCACCUACCUCUUGAGGAUCAACCACAAGUUCUCAAUGUGAAUAAGGUCUGGGGAGUUUCCUGGCCAUGGACCCAAAAUGUCGAUGUUUUGUUCCCCGAGCCACUUAGUUAUCACUUUUGCAUUAUGGCAAGGUGCUCCAUCAUGCUGGAAAAGGCAUUGGUCGUCACCAAACUGUUCUUGGAUGGUUGUGAGAAGUUGCUCUCUGAGGAUGUGUUGGCACCAUUCUUUAUUCAUGGCUGUGUUCUUAGACAAAAUGGUGAGUGAGCCCACUCGCUUGGCUGAGAAGCAACCCCACACAUGAAUUGGCUCAGGAUGCUUUACUGUUGGCAUGACACAGGACUGUUGGCAUGACAAACACCUUGUCCGGUCUUCUCCGGACAAGGUGUUUUCCGAAUGCCCCAAACAAUCGGAAAGGGGAUUCAUCAGAGAUGAAAUGACUUUACCCCAGUCCUCAGCAGUACAAUCCCUGUACCUUUUGCAGAAUAUCAGUCUGUCCCUGAUGUUUUUCCUGGAGAGAAGUGGCUUCUUUGCUGCCCAUCUUGACACCAGGCCAUCCCCCAAAAGUCUUCGCCUCACUGUGCGUGCAGAUGCACUCACACCUGCCUGCUGCCAUUCCUGAGCAAGCUCUGCACUGGUGGUGCCCCGAUCCCACAGCUGAAUCAUCUUUAGGAGACGGUCCUGGCGCUUACUGGACUGUCUUGGGCGCCCUGAAGCCUUCUUCACAACAAUUGAACCUCUCUCCUUGAAGUUCUUGAUGAUCCGAUAAAUGGUUGAUUUUAGGUGCAAUCUUACAAGCAGCAAUAUCCUUGCCUGUGAAGCCCUUUUUGUGCAAAGCAAUGAUGACGGCACGUGUUUCCUUGCAGGUAACCAUAGUUAACAGAGGAAGAACAAUGAUUUCAAGCACCACCCUCCUUUUAAAGCUUACAGUCUGUUAUUCUAACUCAAUCAGCAUGACAGAGUGAUCUCCAGCCUUGUCCUUGUCAACACUCUCACCUGUGUUAACGAGAGAAUCACUGACAUGAUGGUAGCUGGUCCUUUUGCGGCAGGGCUGAAAUGCAGUGGAAAUGUUUUUAUGGGAUUAAGUUCAUUUUCAUGGCAAAGAGGGACUUUGCAAUUAAUUGCAAUUCAUCUGAUCACUCUUCAUGACAUUCUGGAGUAUAUGCAAAUUGCCAUCAUCAAAACUGAGUCAGCAGACUUUGUGAAAAUUUGUAUUUGUGUCAUUCUCAAAACCUUUGACCACGACUGUAUGUGCAUGAAGGAUGCUUUUAUUCUGGUUUUCUAUGGCUUGUAAUAUCAUAAGCAAAGAAGGUUGUCUGUCAUGAUUUUAAAACUAACUUCAAACACAUACAGCAAGCAGAUCAGUGCCUAAUUCAACAGUAUAACAGCAUAACAUAUUUACUUUGUUGCUUAGUAACACUGCUGUCACUCUCUCAUGUCUCUGCCUAGCUGCUGGCCAAAGAGCCCAGUAAGAGGCUGGGCUGCCAGGGGGAGGGGGCUACGGAGGUGAAGGCCCACCCCAUCUUCCGAUCCAUCAACUUCAAGAGGCUGAAAGCUGGCAGGCUGAAGGCCCCCUUCACCCCUGAUGUAAGGAAACACACUGCAUGAUCCAAUCUGUUUACUGUACAGACGUCAUAAUCCCUAAUGCAUCAUUUGGAUAGAUUCCAAGAGUGACACAUCCAAGAAUAUCACUGUGUAGUGACGCUGUCAUGACAUGAAACAUCUAGCGUUUUGGUCUUUCUAUGGUAGUCUUCUCGUAUAGGAUGAAUCAGCUGCCUCCACUUGAUGAUGUUAUAGUGUAUGUGCAUGUGUUUAUAUGCCAUAUAACCUUAUUCAUCCCCAGAGCACAAGCACAUGAUUACAUAAAUGUACAGUGCAUGCAACACAGGAUGUACAGUAGACAUACAGUACCAGUCAAACGUUUGGACACACCUACUCAUUCAAGGGUUUUUCUUUAUUUUUACUAUUUUCUACAUUGUAGAAUAAUAGUGAAAACAUCAAAACUAUGAAAUAACAUAUGGAAUCAUGUAGUAACCAAAAAAGUGUUAAACAAAUCAAAAUAUAUUUUAUAUUUGAGAUUCUUCAAAUAGUCACGCUUUGCCUUGAUGACAGCUUUGCACACUCUUGGCUCAACCAGCUUCACCUGGAAUGCUUUUCCAACAGUCUUGAAGGAGUUCCCAUAUAUGCUGAGCACUUGUUGGCUGCUUUUCCUUCACUCUGCCAUCCGACUCAUCCCAAACCAUCUCAAUUGGGUUGAGGUCGGGGGAUUGUGGAGGCCAGGUCAUCUGAUGCAGCACUCCAUCACUCUCCUUCUUGGUAAAAUAGCCCAUACACAUCCUGGAGGUGUGUUGGGACAUUGUUCUGUUGAAAAACGAAUGAUUGUCCAAAUAAGCCCAAACCAGAUGGGAUGGCGUAUCGCUGCAGAAUGCUGUGGUAGCCAUGCUGGUUAAGUGUGCCUUGAAUUCUAAAUAAAUCACAGACAGUGUCACCAGCUAAGCACCCCAACCAUAACACCUCCUCCAUGCUUUACGGUGGGAACUACACAUGCGGAGAUCAUCCGUUCACCCACACCGCGUCUCACAAAGACACGGCGGUUGGAACCAAAAAUCUCCAAUUUGGACUCCAGGCCAAAGGACACAUUUCCACCGGUCUAAUGUCCAUUGCUCGUGUUUCUUGGCCCAAGCAGGUUUCUUCUUAUUAUUGGUUUCUUUGCAGAAAUUCGACCAUGAAGGCCUGAUUCACACAGUCCCCUCUGAACAGUUGAUAUUGAGAUGUGUCUGUGACUUGAACUCUGUGAAGCAUUUAUUUGGGCUGCAAUUUCUGAGGCUGGUAACUCUAAUGAACUAAUCCUCUGCAGCAGAGGUAACUCUGGGUCUUCCAUUCCUGUGGCGGUCCUCAUGAGAGCCAGUUUCAUCGCUUGAUGGUUUUUGCGACUGCACUUGAAGAAACUUUCAAAGUUCUUGAAAUGUUCCGUAUUGACUGACCUUCAUGUCUUAAAGUAAUGAUGGACUGUCGUUUCUCUUUGAUAAUUUGAGCUGUUCUUGGUCUUUUACCAAAUAGGGCUAUCUUCUGUAUACCUCCCCUUCACUAUUAUUCUGCAAUGUCGAAAAUAGUAAAAAAAUAAAGAAAAACCCUUGAAUGAGUAGGUUUGUCCAAACUUUGGACUGGUAGUGUACAUUGUUGUUUGCUUCCCCAGCCCCAGGCCAUUUACUGUAAGGACGUGCUGGACAUCGAGCAGUUCUCCACGGUCAAGGGGGUGGAGUUGGAGCCCAAAGAUGACUCAUUCUACUGUAAAGUGUCCACAGGCAGCGUGUCCAUCCCCUGGCAGAUGGAGGUCAGAGGUCACACAAUAUCACGCGCACCAAAAGGAAGCAACCUGUACUCAAUAUUUUCAUCAAUGAACCUUUAUCACAUUACAUAACGUCCUGAACAAGUAAAUUAAUUGAAACUUGUCUUAUGCAAUAUGAAGACACUCGGGCUCAGUAUGUAGACGCUAGAUAUUAGCCCCCUCAGGUGUACAACCAACCAAUAUUUAGGAAAGGCCCAAUAUAGAGGCACUAGGUCGAGCCACAAAGACCCAUAUUUACUAUGGAGGUCAGAAAAUAUGCCUAAUGGGGUCGUAGUCCAGAGCAUACUGCAGGCUACUGUCUGUGGCAGUUCAGACAGACAGACGGACACAGGGCCAAUUGAGUUAGCAGUGGGUUAUAAAAGCAACUUGUGAUUUGUAUCAAAACAGCUGCUUUGGCGCCAAGAAGACACAGGGCUCUGGUUAAAAGUAGUGCACCGUGGUCCUCUGUAGCUCAGCUGGUAGAGCACGGCGCUUGUAACGCCAGGGUAGUGGGUUCGAUCCCCGGGACCACCCAUACACAAAAAAAAUUUAUGCACGCAUGACUGUAAGUCGCUUUGGAUAAAAGCGUCUGCUAAAUGGCAUAUUAUUUAUUAUUAUUAUCAAAUUAAGUCUUCUGAAUGACUGAUGUGGUUAGAUUUGACAUCAGCCCGUUUUAAAACACCACAUUUACUUUGAGUAAUUUUCGGAGAAAAAAAUGUGUCCUAUUUUUAGUGCUUUCUCUUCCCCGUCCUAUCAAGAUGGCUUUUACUUUCAUCAUACUGAUGUUCUGAUCAAUAUCCUUGCAAAAAACACUCAUGUGCGUCCCAAAAAGCACCCUAUUCCCUAUGUAGUCCACUACUUUUGACCAGGUAAUAGGGUGCCAUUUGGUACGCCUUCUUAAAGUCCCCUUUUACCCUGACAUGUCCCUUUAUCAAAGAAGCUGUGAAACGAUGGAUUUGGGGUUUGAGGUUGUGAACGGAUAGUUUCUUCUGGUUCCAGAUGAUCGAGUCCGAGUGCUUUCAGGAGCUCAACGUGUUUCAUACGGACGGGACAGUUCCCCCGGACCUGGACUGGAGAGGGCAGCCCUCGCCAACUCCUAAACAGGGGCUGCUACAGAGGCUUUUUGGGAGACAGGUGAGAUCCUCAACCUUACUAAACCUAAAGCCUCAGUGUUGUGUGUGUCAUUGACUCUACAUUAUAUUUUCUGUUUGAUUUGUUAGGUCUCUGUAUAUUUUGGCCUCUAGGUGUAUGGAUUCUAAUUGACUACUGGGAUUUUUUGAUAAACCAGAAUGCACCUAUUGUAGCAUGAUGUACUACAUCACCCAUAAUGCUCUGUGUAAGAUCUCACAAUGAGCAGUAUGGGUACUGUAGUACAUCAUAUCAAAUAAAGCCUUUUUACAUCAGCAGAUGUCACAAAGUGCUUAUACAGAAACCCAACCUAAAACCCCAAACAGCAAGCAAUGCAGAAAUAGAAGCACGAUGGCUAGGAAAAACUCCCUAGAAAGGCAGGACCUAGGAAGAAACCUAGAGAGGAACCAGGCUCUGAGGUCGUGGCCAGUCCUCUUCUGGCUGUGCUGGGUGGAGAUUAUACAUGGCCAUUAAGGCCAGAUCGUUCUUCAAGAUGUUCAAACAUUCAUAGAUGAACAGCAGGGUCAAAUCAUAAUCACAGUGGUUGUAGAGGGUGCAACAGGUCAGCACCUCAGGAGUAAAUGUCAGUUGGGGGGAGAGGGGGGGGAAGAGAAGAGAGAGAGCAUACUUAAGUUCACACAGGACACCAGAUAAGACAGGAGAAUUUCACCAGAUAUAACAGACUGACCCUAGCCCCCCGGCACAUAGACUAUUGCAGCAUAGAAACUGGAGGCUGAGACAGGGGGGUUCGGGGGACACUGUGGCCCUGUCCGACGAUACCCCUGGACAGGGCCAACCAGGCAGGAUAUAACCCCACCCACUUUGCCAAAGCACAGCCCCAACAUCACUAGAGGGAUAUCAACAGAUCACCAACUUACUACCCUGAGACAAGGCUGAAUAUAGCCCACGAAGAUCUCCUCCACUGCACGAGCCCGAGGGGGCACGUCAGUGACUCAACCCACUUGAGUAUAGCGAAAAAAGCCUGGCACAAGGUGACGCACCCCUCCUAGGGACGGCAUGGAAGAGCACUAGUAAGCCAGUGACUCAGCCCCCGUAAUAGGGUCAGAGGCAGUGAAUCCCAGUGGAGAGAGGGGAGCCGGCCAGGCAGAGACAGCAAGGGCGGUUCGUCACUCCAAAGCCUUGCUGUUCACCUUCGCAACCCUGGGCCAGAUAACACUCAAUCAUAGGACCUACUGAAGAGAUGAGCCUUCAGUAAAGACUUAAUGGUCGCCAGUGUAGAGAGGCUAGCACUGGAGUAAUAUGAUCACAUUUUUGGGUUCUAGUCUUAAGAUUCUAGCAGCCUUAUUUAGCACUAAGUGAAGUUUAUUUAGUGCUGUAGCCGAAGAGAGUAGAGCAUUGCAGUAGUCUCAUCUAGAAGUGACAGAAGCAUGGAAUAGCUUUUCUGCAUAAUUUUUGGACAAAACGUUUCUGUUUUUUGCAAAUGUUACGAAUAUGGAAAAAAGCUGCCAUUGAAAUAUUCUUGAUAUGUUCGUCAAAAGAGAGAUCAGGGUCCAGAGUAACGUCGAGGUCCUUCACAGUUUUAUUUGAGACGACUGUACAACCAUCAAGAUUAAUUGUCAGAUCAUGCUCCUGAAGCUUACAUAAUGGUGUUCCGUAUCCCUAUCAAUACUUAUAGUCAUACACUUCUCUUUGGGCCUCUUGAUAAUGACCUGCUCUCUGUCGCUCUCUGUCAGGACUGCUGUGGGAACUGCAGCGACAGUGACGAGGAGCCCACCAGGCUGUGA
Molecule: messenger RNA, 43570 nt
Organism: Coregonus sp. 'balchen'
Lineage: Eukaryota; Metazoa; Chordata; Actinopteri; Salmoniformes; Salmonidae
Source: the annotation of a GenBank genome assembly